AUAUUAUUGUUAUGAUGAGAGGAGGAUGAAUUAAGAAGGUAGCUGCUGGGCAUUGGAACCAAAAAUUGAGAGGGGGCGAUUCUUGUUUGCUUUUUUCUCCCCUCUCUCAAAACCUUCCUCCAUAAUCCUCUGUUUAAUUAUUAAUUAAUCAUAUUUAUUAAUUAAUAUUUACAUCUUAUAUUUCAAUAUAUUUUGGGUAGAACUGUAUUGCAUGAUAAGGGAUCUUAGCAAUAUGACUUCAGGAGGAGCUUUGGAUCCUCCCUCCAAAACCAAGUUCAGACGUUAUCAAGUUUGGAAGGGUCACAAUAAAUUUUUCUGUGGUGGGAGGUUGAUCUUUGGACCUGAUGCAUCAUCUGUAGUUUUAUCUGCAACCUUGAUAGCAACUCCAGCAGUAGCUUUUUGCAUCAAAAUGUUUAAUCGAAUAUCUCGCACGGAUCCUGCUUAUGGGUACACUGUAUUUAUAGUGGGUACACUUCUCCUAUUUUUGGUUUUAACCUUUCUCUUCAUGACAUCUGCAAGAAAUCCUGGAAUAGUACCAAGAAACACAAACCCUCUUGAGGUAGAGACUCCAUCAGUUGCAAAUUCUAUGGAGUGGAUCAACGGUUCCAUGAGUCUUAAAAUUCCAAGAACCAGAGAUGUUGUUAUCAAUGGCCACAUAGUUAGAGUAAAGUAUUGUGAAACUUGUUUGCUAUUUCGUCCACCACGUGCUUCUCAUUGCUCAAUUUGCAACAAUUGUGUCGAGAGGUUUGAUCAUCACUGUCCAUGGGUGGGUCAAUGUAUCGGAGCUAGAAAUUAUCGAUUUUACAUCUUCUUCAUAUCCUUUUCAACAAUAUUGUGCAUGUAUGUUUUUGUGUUCUCAUUGCUAAAUCUUGUGGAACAACCAAUAAGCAUGUGGAAGGCCAUGUCAAAAGAUAUGACAUCAGUUGUUCUAGUAGUUUAUUGCUUCGUAGCUGUAUGGUUCGUUGGUGGGCUUAGUCUCUUCCAUCUAUAUUUGAUGAGCACAAACCAGACAACCUACGAGAAUUUCCGGUAUCGCUAUGAUAAGAGGAAAAACCCUUAUAAUCGGGGUAUUGUAAGCAACCUAAAAGAAAUAUUCUUUGCCAAGAUACCGCCAUCUUUGGUUAACUUCCGAGAAUUUGUAGAAUACGAAGAUGAUGAGUCAUAUAUGGGAUCCUUUUCUUACCGAUUUGGUCGGAUCAUUAGCACGAAAGGGGGAGGUGCAUUAGACACAAAAGAAAUUAGAAAAAUUCCACUUAUAUUGAAGGAUUUGGACUAUAGUGUAAUAAACCGUAGCAUGAAAGAGAAAGAUGAUGAAAAAAGAAAGGAACAUAAACGAUGGAAUUCUGUUUAUGGUGAUAAUCUUUCUAUUCCAGAUGAGGUCAAGAGUGGCGAUAAAAGGCACCAACAAACUUCAUCAACAAGCCGACACCUAUAAAGGAAAAAAACGUUUGGGAAGAAAGGAUCUGAUGAUGCAGAACCAAAUAGAGAAGAAACAAUUUACAGUUUGUGAAAAGGAGUUUAGACAGUGAUGCACUAUAACUAAUGUAUAAUGGAGACAACUAGCGAACUGCCUUCUCAUUUAUUAUGUCCUCUUUCCGAUAGCUCCAUCUUCUUUUUUGCUCUGAUGAAAUUUGUAAAAUGUAGCGAUAGUUAUAUAUAUCAUUUUCCACAAAGGAAAAGAGAAGAGAAAGACAAUGUUAGGAGUUGUAUAUAAAAAAAUUAAAAAUUGUGUAAGCACUUGUAGAGUGAUUACAUUUUGUUUCGGAAGAGAAAUGAAAAUAUAAUAUAGUUUUCUCGAUU
Daucus carota subsp. sativus is the source of this 1800-nucleotide messenger RNA. Its product is annotated as probable protein S-acyltransferase 1. NCBI's taxonomy places the organism in Eukaryota, Viridiplantae, Streptophyta, Magnoliopsida, Apiales, Apiaceae. Gene Ontology annotation, cellular component: endoplasmic reticulum; Golgi apparatus. Gene Ontology annotation, molecular function: protein-cysteine S-palmitoyltransferase activity. The coding region runs from base 212 to 1435 and encodes 407 amino acids. The record is from RefSeq and is a predicted model, not a curated record. The transcript has 6 exons. Gene Ontology annotation, biological process: protein targeting to membrane; peptidyl-L-cysteine S-palmitoylation.